This is a messenger RNA of Pelobates cultripes (western spadefoot toad), 573 nucleotides long. The record is from the annotation of a GenBank genome assembly. Lineage: Eukaryota; Metazoa; Chordata; Amphibia; Anura; Pelobatidae.
AUGAACGUUGCAGGCUUAUGUGCUGAAGUGGGACGGGGGUACAUGGCAUAUCCCAGUAGCAGGUCCCCCUGCAGUAUCACAGGCUCUCCAUCUGACCUAGCUUCGGUCUGCAUAGGUACCUCCCUUUGUGCCACUGUUUUGUUAGGCAAUCUCCGCCGCUUGCUUCGCUGCCAUAUUGGGGCCUUUUCCACAGGUAGCGUUGGUGAAUUCUGGUGGGGACCGGGGUCCGGUCUUCCUCGGGAGAAUUUACUUAUCAGAGGUGGAGCUUGUUGGAGCUUCCUGCUGGUUAUUUGCUUCAAAAAAGAUCAAAGAGUCUGUUCAGCCCAGACUCAAUAUCCAGCCAUACUUUGCUGGGGCCAGGAGGACACGCGGCUUCCACCAUAUUGGAAGAGUCGCAGACGAGUUUGUCAGCUUGGGUGGCUGUGCUCUGCGCUUCCACUAACUCCAGGUAGCUUCCCAGGGGUGGACCAGGUCCGGUCCGAGGGGAGUGGGGGGGUUACAGGGCUCUUGCCGGAAAGUAGGCUGCCUCCCCCGCCUGGUGAUUACCAGGACGCACUUGCCACAAAGAGGUGA